Molecule: messenger RNA, 5156 nt
Organism: Tinamus guttatus (white-throated tinamou)
Lineage: Eukaryota; Metazoa; Chordata; Aves; Tinamiformes; Tinamidae
Source: RefSeq, a predicted model, not a curated record
GCUUUAUUUCAUUGUAGGUACAAGAUGCUGGGCAAGAGAUGGUGGCUUCUCCUGUCACACCAGGAACAGGCAAAUCAAAGCUGGACACGCUGCCCAAAGAAGAUCUCAUCAAGUUUGCCAAAAAGCAAAUGAUGCUUAUACAGAAAGUGAAGUCAAGGUGUACAGAACUGGAGAAAGAAAUCGAAGAACUCAGAUCUAAAGCAACUACUGGAGGAGCUGAUGAUAUUAUUCAGGCUCUCACUGAAAGACUGGAUGUUGUCCUUCUCGAAAAAGCUGAAAGUCAGCAGCAGUGUGUAGCUCUGAAAAAAGAAAAUAAUCAAAGAAAGCAAGAAGCAGAGGCUGCAGUGGCUAAGACAGAAGAAUUGCAGAAGCAACUGGAGGAGUCCAGUAUUGACUCUGUGAAAGAAAUUAAAGCUCUGAAGAAUGAAUUAGUAAAUGCACAGUCCAAAUACAGCGAGGAUGUAACAAAGCUGAAGAAAGAAUUGGAGGAACAAGAGAAGAAACAAAUGGGACUUAUGGAACAAAUUGAGUGUAAUAGUAAUAGUCAAGAAGAAGUUAAAAAACUACUGGACGAUGUUCAGAGAAUUAAAUGUGCUUAUGAAGAGCAAAUUUUGUGUCUAAACAAGCAAUUGGAAACUGUGAAUGAUGACAAAAACAAAGAAUUGGCAAAUCUGCAAGAAACUAUUAAAAGCAAUUCUCAGUGUUACCAUAAUGAAAUUAAUAACUUACAUGAAGAGCUUAAAAAAAUAAAGAGUGCCCAUCAGGAAGAGGUUUCAGGGUUGAUGCAUCAAAUUGAAAUGUCUUCUAGAGAAAAUGAAGAAAAGCAGAACCAGAUAAAUGAAUUGCAGAGGAAUUUGGCAGAGCAGAGUAUAAUAAAAGAGGAAAAUGUGAAGGAUGCUGCUACUGACCAGCGUGAGUGUGACUUGCAGCAGUUAAGAGAAGUCCUACAUGAAAAUAGAGAAAAAUGGAUAGAUGCUGUAGAUGCUCAAGAAGAGUCUUCUGCAGAAGCAGAAUUGAAGGAAAAGGUUAGAUACCUAGAGCAUAGUUUAGAAGAGCUCCAGUCUCAACAGAGUAUAUUAAAAGAUGAGCUAACCUAUAUGAAUAAUGUUAAACUAAAACUGGAAGAAGAAAUCCAUCGCAUAAAGGAUGAAUAUUUUCAUGAGCGGGAAGACUUGGAUUUUAAAAUAAAUGAAUUGCAGCUCACUAAAGAAGAUUACUGUUGUGCAAUUGAAAAACUAAAAUCAGAGCUUCAAGCAGCAAGACACCACUGUGAAAUCACUGCAAAAGAGCAUAAAUUAGAAACUCAAGCUCUGAAAGAGCAGCAUGAGAGAGAAAUUUCUAAACUAAAUACAACUUUGUUAUCCAGUGCUGAAAAAGAAAAUAUGGCAUUAGUCUUUGAAAUGCAGGAACUUAGGGAACAACUUGAAAAGCUCACUCAGGAGAAAGAAGAAGCAGUGUCCAAUUAUGACAGCCUGAGAGAUACAAUGGAGACUCUACAAACUGAGCUAGGGGAGUCUGCUGGAAAGAUCAGCCAGGAGUUUGAAUCAUUGAGACAACAGCAAGCUUCUGAUGUUAGUGAACUUCAGCAGAAACUUCGGGCUGCUUUCAAUGAAAAGGAUGUUCUUCUUGAAACUGUAAAUCGUCUCCGGGAGGAAACAGAAAAGAUGUCAUCUAAUCAGCUUGAGGUAGAAGAACUCAAAUAUAAAAUUGUUGCUCUUGAGGAGGAGAAUGAAGCAAUAACAAGCUGUGUGCAUGAAAAAGAGAUGGCCAUAAAAGAACUGGAAGAAAAGAUCGUUGUUCUUGCUGAUCAGAACCGGGGUAUUUUAAAUGAAGUUAAAAGCUCAGAUAGAGAGAGAGAUACUUUUCAGGAAAGAUGCAAACAGGAGCAAGAAAAAGUUCAGGAACUUCAGCAACAAGUAGAUGCUGUUAACCAGUACAAUAAUGACCUGGAAAUAAAGGUAAAUGAAUUAAGAGAGAGACUGAAUGAAACUUUAAGCAUGAUGAAGGAAAAUGCACAAAUCAUAGAGCAACUGGAAAGCCAAAUUGAAUCUCUGAUGUGUGAUAGAGAGCACCUUUCAUCUGAAGCAGAUAUUCUGCGUGAGGAAAAUAAGAAAAUAAUUCAGGAAAAGGUUAGAUUAAGUGAAGAGCUGGAAAAGAUUGCAUCUGAAAAAGAGACUUGGUCAGUGUUGAAAGAGCAAUUGGAAAACUUAGAAAAGAAACUACAAAUGAUAAAUGGAGAAAAAGACCAUUUAUCAACCUUACUUGAAAGUGAGCAAGCACACAGAUCUCUUGUUAGAACUCAGCUAUACUGCUUAAUUGAGCAAAUGGGAUCCAAAGUUUCAUAUUCUGAGGAGGAACAUGAUUCUCUCAGCUUACUAAACACUGCAAAUGAAUGCUUGGCAAAAAUGAAAGAAGGACAAUGCCUUACUCUAGAGAACGAGGAGAAAGCUCUUCAUCUCCAGCAAGAAGUUGAGAGAUUGGAGCAAGAAAUCAUAGCUCAAGAUACAGAACGUACGUCUCUGCUUGAGGACUUUGAAAAAGAAAAGACUUUUUUAAGAGAAGAAUUGGAAGGAGCAUUGUCUGAAAAAGAAGCACUGCAACUUGAUAUCCAGGAACUGAAGAAUGCCAGUGAAAAAACAAGGAUUGAAAAUCAAGAUCUUUUGGCUCACGUUGAAGAGAUUUCUCAAAAACUUGCUUUUUAUGAAAAUCAAAUACAAGAACAGCAAAAAGGAUCUGCCACAGAAAAACAAGAAGACCUAAACUUCAUUCUGGAACAAAAGGAAACUGAACUUAGAAAUGUGAAAGACGAACUGAGUUCUCUAAAGGAUUUAAUGGGAACAUUGACUGGAAAAAAUGAUCAACCAUCUUCAGUAGCAGAGCUGCAGGAAAAAAUUGGAAAUCUGGAGAAAGAAUCUGCUGAAAAAACAGAGAAGCUUAGUAAAAUUAAGGUUGUGGCUGUAAAAGCAAAGAAAGAGUUAGAUACCAGCAGAAAAGAGGUGCAGACUCUGAGGGAAGAAUUGGAGUUGGUUCGAUCAGAAAAAGAUCAGUUGUCUGCUUCGAUGAAAGAUGUUAUUCAAGGAGCUGAAAGCUAUAAGAACCUUUUGAUGGAAUACGAUAAGCAAGGAGAAGAGCUGGAUUCUGAGAAAGGCAGAGCAAAUAAUCUUGAACGUCAAAUAGAUGACCUCACACGACAGCUACAGGUGUCAUCCCAGCAGCACGAUCAACUACAGUCUGCUAAUGAAGACCUCUCGGCUCGUGUUGAAACACUGCAAUCUAAUGCUAAGCUGCUGGAAGCUCAAAUACUGGAGAUGCAAAGAACCAAAGCAAAAGUUGACAAGGAACUGGAAGCUGAAAAGCUUCUAAAAGAACAGAAAACAAAGGAACAUAGUGGUGCUGUCAGAGAACUGGAGGAACUUCAGAUGCAACUUCAGAAGGAAAAGAAGCAUCUCCAGAAAACCAUGCAAGAAUUAGAACUGGCCAGAAAGGAUGCUCAGAAGAGUACACUGAUGGAUAUGGAAAUAGCUGAUUAUGAAAGGCUAGUAAAAGAGCUUAAUCAGAAGAUUACUGAUAAAGACAAUAAAAUAGAAUAUCUUGAGCAAGAAAAUGGAAUUCAGAAGCAGAAACAAGAAACUCUGCAAGAAGAGAUAAAGUCAUUGCAGUUGUCUAUGCAACAGGAUGAGGAAAGAAAUGCCAAGAUAAAACAACUGCUUGUGAAAACCAAAAAAGAACUGGCUGAUUCAAAACAAGCUGAAAAUGACCACCUGAUGCUGCAGGCAUCAUUGAAAGGGGAGCUAGAAGCCAGUCAACAACAAGUGGAUGCCUAUAAGAUUCAAGUGGCUACGCUAGCGUCAGAGAAGCACAAAGUCCAGGAACAUCUGCGAACUUCUUCGGAGCAGCACCAGCGUGCACUGACUGCUUACCAGCUAAAAAUUGCAGCCCUGCAAGAAGAAUGCAGAACAGCCCAGGUAGAACAAGCAGCUGUUACUUCUGAAUUUGAGAGCUACAAAGUCCGUGUUCAUAAUGUUCUAAAACAACAAAAGAAUAAAUCUGCGUCUCAAGCAGAAACGGAGGGAGCCAAGCAAGAAAGAGAACACUUCGAAACGAUGAUAGAUCAACUUAAAGUUAAGCUACAGGACACUCAGCAUAAUUUACAGCUCAAUGCAGCUGAACUCCAGGCACUGCAGUCUGAGCAUGACACCCUGCUGGAAAGACACAAUAAGAUGCUGCAAGAGACUGUUGCAAAAGAGGCAGAGCUCCGGGAAAAGCUCUGCACAAUACAGUCUGAGAGCAUGGUCAUGAAAACAGAGCAUGCCCAGAGUCUGAGUCAGCUGACAGCCCAGAACGAAGCUCUGCGCAACAAUUUCAGAGAUCAAGUCAGGAACCUGCAAGAAGAGCACAGGAAGACAGUAGAGACACUUCAGCAACAACUGUCCAGGGUAGAAGCCCAGUUCUUCCAGCUCAAGAGUGAACCAAGCACUAAAGGUCCAGCUGUUUCACAUCCAGCAACGAAGAACUUGAAGGAACGGCGAAACACCGACCUUCCUGUUCUUGAUAUGCACACUGUGGCUAGGGAAGAGGGAGAAGGCAUGGAAACAACGGACACAGAGUCUGUCUCUUCUGCCAGCACCCACGUACCAUCCUUAGAACAACUUCUGAACUCCCCGGAAGCAAAACACGAACCAUCUCAGUGGCAGACAGAACUGACCAAGGAUGAGCUGAUUCAGAAGCUAAACACCACAGCCAAGAGUGCUGAUCACUUGAAUGAAUUACUUCGUGAAUCAGAAGCGACCAAUGCAAUCUUAAUGGAACAAAUCAAGCUUCUUAAGAAUGAAAUAAGAAGAUUGGAAAGAAAUCAAGAAAGAGAAAAGUCCGUGGCUAACCUAGAAUACUUGAAGAAUGUUCUAUUGCAGUUUAUAUUUCUAAAAUCGGGAAGUGAGAGAGAGAGGCUUCUUCCGGUGAUAGAUACCAUGCUGCAGCUCAGCCCAGAAGAGAAAGGGAAGCUAGUUGCAAUUGCCCAAGGUGAGGAAGAAAGUACCACACGACCUUCUGGGUGGACUUCGUACCUCCACAGCUGGUCAGGACUUCGAUGAGACAGUAGAAACACCCAGUCUUAAAUAUGUCCCACAGUUGCACAAAGAGGAAUCUUAAUGUAGAGA